AUGGUGCUGUGGGAGAUCACGGCCAUCACCGCCUACUUCCUCGGCCUCCGCCGCACCUACCGCCUCGCGCUCCGCGGCCAGCGCCGCCUCAUCGGGCCCAACCACCCCAGGCUCCGCGACUUCGUCUACAGGCGGACACGUUCUAUAUUCGACGUCGCAGUCUCAGUGCACAAGAACAUUCAGGAGAGGGACUUGGAAGUUGGUCGGAACGUCGGAAACGCGGUCCUUCGCUGGCUCGACCGCAUGAAGCCAUCAGCACAGAUCCGCCCCCACCCUCCAGGCCCGCCAGGCUCCCCCCCGGAGCAACUCAGGCACCUUUCGACCAUGAAUAAGGCCGUAGGAGCUCAGAAGCCUGCCUCAAAGACCUCGACGCACGACUCGAGCGGCAAGAUGCUGUUCUCGCCCCUGAACAUCCGGCCCAAGUCCUUCCCUAUCCUCCCCACGAUGAUGCAGUCCACCAGGAUCAGCGCGGGCAACCAGUGCAGGCGCCUCUCCAGCUCGCCGUUCCCGUCCGUCACCGCCAGGAGGAAGGACAUGAUGGAGGGUGUCUUCCGGAAGGACAUCGCCCAGCUAAUGGUGUAA
Triticum turgidum subsp. durum (durum wheat) is the source of this 582-nucleotide messenger RNA. NCBI's taxonomy places the organism in Eukaryota, Viridiplantae, Streptophyta, Magnoliopsida, Poales, Poaceae. The record is from the annotation of a GenBank genome assembly.